Messenger RNA from Volvox carteri f. nagariensis, 2625 nucleotides. RefSeq lists its product as uncharacterized. The record is from RefSeq and is a predicted model, not a curated record. The transcript is spliced from 9 exons. NCBI's taxonomy places the organism in Eukaryota, Viridiplantae, Chlorophyta, Chlorophyceae, Chlamydomonadales, Volvocaceae. Bases 1 to 2625 code for a protein of 874 amino acids.
AUGUCACAGCCGCGCCGCCACUGCGUAACUCUAAUCCCUGCCACCGGUCGUUGGGCCUCGCCCAGCGCCGAAACCAUCCCCACUUGGCUUCGGUCCUCACAUCUACCGGGCGGCCCUCACGCCGCUCCUAGCCCUAUCGGCCGCAACAGCUGCAGCUGGGGCCUUGGGGGACCUUGCCGGCUCCGGCGCCCCCUCGGAGCAGCAGCAGUAGCAGCAGGACGUGGCAGCUACAGCCAUAAAGACAAGCACAUCGCUGCUGCCGCUGCAACCUCCUCCGCCUCCGCUUUCUGUAUCGCGGCAUUGAGCGCCAGUCGACGGGAACCCCCCGGCAUCCGUACGUUCCAUCGCGCUCAUGGGCCCCAUGCGGUGGUGGCGGCGCCGGCGCGGGGGCCCAGCAUGGGAAGCGGCGGCGGCGGCUGUGGCGGCGGCGGCAACCACACACGGCGGCCAGGCGUCUUAUCCGCCACGACCGCCGCCGCCGCUGGCGAAGGCGAGGUAGAGGCGGAGGUGGCGCCGUACUUGGGCCCCGUGCCGGACCUGGUGACCGCGUUGGACGCCCUGUCGUACACCCGUACAUUUACGGAGAUGUGCAUUUUUCUGGAGAACAAGAGUCCCUUGUUCCGGGGCCCGGAGGUAGCGGCGCUGAUCCUUCAGGCCGCGAGUGUUUCGGAGCUAGCUGCCCAGCGGCAGGUGGCGGCGGCCAUGGAGGUGGCGGAUCGGCGGUCAUCGGAGCUGGCGGCGGCGGCGGCGGGGGCAGGGGGGGCCCCGGGGCCCGGCGGACUCAGCGCGGAGAUGCUGGCGGGAGUAGUGGAUGAGGCGCUCAGUGCGGCAGGACCCGGCGGCGGCGGCGGCGGCGGCGGCGCCGUGGAUCCUGAAGACGAGAAAACCGUACUGGACGAGCUGGUCGCCGCCAAUCAACUGCUGGAUUGGGCGACGCCGCUAUUGCGGGCACACAUCAAGAGGUAUCCCCCGGAUGCGGUUUCGGCGCUGCUCGCGUCGCUAGCGCAGCUACAGCAGUACGACAGGCGAUUAAUGGAGCUGGCGGCGGAGACCUUCAAGAGCGACCCGCGGGACUGGGUCCGUCGGGCGGCGCCGCCGCCGUCUGCUGCGGCCGCCGACGCUCCUAGUGGCGGUAUCAGCAAUGAGGGCGCCGACCCGUGGUUCACUUUGGUAACGUUGGCGGGCGCAUUUGCCCGUCUGGGUCACUACGACCGGGAGCUCAUGGCGGCUGUUGCCAAGCAGGCGGUGGAGCUGAUGCCCCAGGUGUGGGAGCGUGCGGAAGCUGAAGACGCGGAGGCGGCUGCCGGAUGGGGGAAGGGGGAGGGGGAGGGCCAUAGCGGUGCUGAUGGGCUUGGGGGUGGGGGUGCAUUCCGGGUGACAGAAACGGUGAUGGCGCUGGUGUCAUCCUUCCUGGAGCUGUACCAUCUGGAUCCGCCGCUCAUGCAGGCCGCUGGAGAGCAUCUUGCAGCCUUCGCCCACCAGCUGGGACCGGACUCGGUGUGUGAGGUGGUGGGGGCGUUUGCCGGGUUCCAGGCCCGCAACCCGCCCUUCUACUCUCUCAUGCUGAGGCGGUUGCUGGAGGUGGAGGCGGAGGUGGAGGGGGAGGGGGAGGUGGCGCAAGGGGGUGGCAGCAUUCCGAUCAUCACACCUCGCGCUGCGGGGACAUUGUACCGGGCGUGCACCCUCCUAAAGGCCAGGGGCGACGUCCCAGAGCUCAUUGGUGCCGACGUGAACCGCAACGAGCUCGACACGGCGGGUUUACUGCCGCUUAGGGACCCCAUGGAUGCGUCACCCUCGGCGGCAGUAGCAGGUGGCGGCGAAAGCGACGACGGCGGCUCCCGUCUCGUGGCGAUGCGGCUGUCGCGGCUGCUGCGGCGGUGUCUGGAGUCCUUCCCGCUGCCGGCCCUGCAGGCAACACCGCUAGGGCGGCCCACUCCGGAGCAGCUUGAGGCGGCGGGGGGGCAGGCGCCGGAGCUACUGGAGGCGUGGGAGGCCACGGGGCUGCUCACCGUGCCGCAGAUAUUGUCGACGCUUCAGGAUGUCCCAUCGGUGGAGCCGCUGCCGCCAAGCGCCCUGACGGCGGCGGCGGCGGCACCGCCGGUGUACGGCAGCAACGACGACGGCGAGGGUUAUGCGGGCGACAGUAACGAAGACGUGGACGAGGCGGUCGUUGGCGGCGCAGACGCCGUCGCAUGGGUGCCGCCGGAUGCCCUGAUGCUGUACGACAGCACCGGAUCCGGAUUUGGAGCCCGCAUUGCGGUUAAGGCACUGGAUGAGAAGCUGCACUGCUGCCGCAAUAUCGGCUUGGAUCCGGAUUCGGAGCCGGACCGGCCGGAACCUAGGUCCAGGGGAGCACUGGCGGCGGCGGCGCCGCCGCCGCCGCUGCCACGGCGGCGUGGCCGCUUGCUGCGACUGCGAGGCCCGGCUCUGUCGGAGCUUCGUUGCCUCGAGGUGUGGGGCUGGCGGGUGUUGGUGGUGCCGGUGGGGGUGUGGGCUGGAAUGGAUCUGGUGGGGCGCCGUACAUGGCUUGUACGGCAGCUGGACGAGCUUGAAAUUUCGGAUGAUCCCUGCCCCGGUGAUACUACCGGCAUCAGCCCGGUGUUGGGUCCCGAGCUGUGGGUUUGA